GUGGUCAGCUGGGUUCAUUUGACAGCAAGUUGUUUAUUGUGGGUUCGCUGUGAAUUUGUGUCCAAUCCAGGAAUAAUGCUAAAACCCAAGCUGCUCACUCAAGUCCUGGGACAAGCUAACACAGGAGGGGUCGAGAACACACUCCUCCUUAAUCAAGAAGGAAGUCUCCUGGCUUAUUCUGGCUACGGUGACAAGGAUGCCCGGGUAACUGCUGCUAUUGCCAGUAAUGUGUGGACUGCUUAUGAAAAACAUGGACGGAAUACAUUUAGAAGGAGUGAAGAUCACCUCCAAGUGGUUCUGUUGCAGUGCGAAAAUGGCAAUGUUGCAAUUACUCAGGUGGCAAACUUGCUGCUGUGCCUCUAUGCCAAAGAGAAUGUGGGCUUGGGCAUGCUGAGUCAAAAAGCAAAGGCAUUGGUGACGUAUCUGGAGGGACCACUAAAGGAAAUUGCAACUUCUUAAUCCUUUUAUUAUAAUUCUUGCUUAUUCUUUUUUAUAAAAUAAUAUAGAAUAUUGUUGAUUGA
This is a messenger RNA of Phlebotomus papatasi, 521 nucleotides long. It is a transcript of the gene Lamtor2, whose product is annotated as ragulator complex protein LAMTOR2 homolog. NCBI's taxonomy places the organism in Eukaryota, Metazoa, Arthropoda, Insecta, Diptera, Psychodidae. The transcript has 3 exons. The record is from RefSeq and is a predicted model, not a curated record. The coding region runs from base 76 to 459 and encodes 127 amino acids. Gene Ontology annotation, biological process: positive regulation of TOR signaling; cellular response to amino acid stimulus. Gene Ontology annotation, cellular component: Ragulator complex. Gene Ontology annotation, molecular function: guanyl-nucleotide exchange factor activity; molecular adaptor activity.